ACCGCUCUAGUAACUGCCGCAUGGUAACCUGGGCCCCGGGUUUGGGCAACUGUCUCCUGGUUUUCCACUCAGGUCUUGAUUCCGGACGUCUGCAGGAUGAAGAUUGAGGAGGUGAAGAGCACCACGAAGACGCAGCGCAUCGCCUCCCACAGCCACGUGAAGGGGCUGGGGCUGGACGAGAGCGGCCUGGCCAAGCAAGCGGCAUCGGGGCUCGUGGGCCAGGAGAACGCGCGAGAGGUGUGGCGGGCGGGCCAGGGGAUCGGGGCGUUGAGCACGCCGCCGCCGCGAGGGGCCGCUGAGGCAUGCGGAGUGAUAGUAGAAUUAAUCAAAAGCAAGAAAAUGGCUGGAAGAGCUGUCUUGUUGGCAGGACCUCCUGGAACUGGCAAGACAGCUCUAGCUCUGGCUAUUGCUCAGGAGCUGGGUAGUAAGGUGCCUUUCUGCCCCAUGGUGGGCAGUGAAGUUUAUUCUACAGAGAUCAAGAAGACAGAAGUGCUGAUGGAGAACUUCCGCAGGGCCAUUGGACUGCGGAUAAAGGAGACCAAGGAGGUUUAUGAAGGCGAAGUCACAGAGCUAACUCCGUGUGAGACAGAGAACCCCAUGGGGGGAUAUGGCAAAACCAUUAGCCAUGUAAUCAUAGGACUCAAAACAGCCAAAGGAACCAAACAAUUGAAACUGGACCCCAGCAUUUUUGAAAGUUUGCAAAAAGAACGAGUAGAGGCUGGAGAUGUGAUUUACAUUGAAGCCAACAGUGGAGCCGUGAAGAGACAGGGCCGGUGCGAUACCUAUGCCACAGAAUUCGACCUUGAAGCUGAAGAGUAUGUCCCCUUGCCAAAGGGGGAUGUGCACAAGAAGAAAGAAAUCAUCCAGGACGUGACCUUACAUGACUUGGACGUGGCCAAUGCUCGGCCCCAGGGGGGACAAGACAUCCUAUCUAUGAUGGGCCAGUUAAUGAAGCCAAAGAAGACAGAAAUCACAGAUAAACUCCGCGGGGAGAUCAACAAGGUGGUGAACAAGUACAUUGAUCAGGGUAUCGCUGAGCUGGUUCCAGGUGUGCUCUUUGUUGACGAGGUCCACAUGCUGGACAUCGAGUGCUUCACCUACCUUCACCGGGCCCUGGAGUCUUCUAUUGCCCCCAUCGUCAUCUUUGCAUCCAACCGGGGCAACUGUGUCAUCAGGGGCACAGAGGACAUCACCUCUCCUCACGGCAUCCCUCUCGACCUUCUGGACCGAGUGAUGAUCAUCCGGACCAUGCUGUACACUCCACAGGAAAUGAAACAGAUCAUUAAAAUCCGUGCUCAGACAGAGGGAAUCAACAUCAGUGAAGAGGCGCUGAACCACCUGGGGGAGAUUGGUACCAAGACUACCUUGAGGUACUCGGUGCAGCUGCUGACCCCGGCCAACUUGCUUGCUAAGAUCAACGGGAAGGACAGCAUCGAGAAGGAGCACGUUGAGGAGAUCAGUGAGCUCUUCUAUGAUGCCAAGUCAUCGGCCAAAAUCCUGGCUGACCAGCAGGAUAAGUACAUGAAGUGAGCCAGCUGAGGUUUUCUGCAGAGAGACUCCUGGGCGUACCUGGGCCCAGGUCCAGCCUGCGAACACAAGCCUUGUCCCUCGGCUUGGCUUUGUUCCCACUCGGGCGCGGUUAGCAUUGUUGUCAGUUCAGUGUGGAAAGUGUUUCUAAAUUAUCUCAGUUUCUCCCGUGGUUGCUUUGAAGGAACCCUGACUCACCUGGUGUGUUUUCUAGUAAACCCUUAUAGGUUACUUUGAUGCCAUCUCUUUUUCUUUUAAUUAAAAAAAAACCUUUGUAUUUUAGAGCAGUUUUAGAUGUACAGAAUUGUUGUGAAGAUAGUAUAGGGUGUUCCCACAUACCUCAGACCCAGUUUCCCUUACUGUUAACAUCUUAUAGUAGUAUAUGGUAAAUUUGUCACAGUUAAUGAACCAAUACCUUAUUAUGCUUUUCUCUUUUCCUGAGUUAUCUAAUGUCCCUUUUCUGUCCCAGGACCCCACAUUACAUUUAGUUGUCAUUUCUCCUUAGGCUCCUCCUGGCUAUGGCAGUUUCUCACAUGUUCUUUGCUUUUGAUAACCUUGACAGUUCUGAGGAGUGCUGGUCAGGUAUAUUCUCUCGAAUAUCUCUCAGUGGGGUUAAUUUGCUGUUUUUCUCUUAAUUAAACUGGGAUUGUGGGUUAUUGGGAGGAAGGCCAUAUAAGUCAAGUGUAAUUUUUAUCACAUAUCAGCAUGAUUUAUAACAUUUAUAACUAUUAAUGUUGAUCUUGAUCACCUGGCUGAGGUGUUUUUCAGGUUUCUCCACUGUCAAGUUACUCUUUUCCCUUUUCCUACUCUGUCCUCUUUGGCAGUCACUUAGCACAGCCCACACUUAAGGGGUGGGGAGUUUUGCUCCACCUUCUUGGGGGCUGACCAUCUACAUAAAUUAUUUAGAAUUCUUUAGCACAGAUUGUCUCUUCUCGCUAUUUGUUUAUUCAAUUAUUUAUCUCGGUAUGGUCUCAUGGAUAUUUAUUAUACUUUGGGUUGUAAUCCAAUAGUACAUUACUUAUUUUGUUGCUCACAUUAGUUCAGCUUUGACCAUUGAGUGUCCUUUCAAUUGGUUCCUGUGUCCCUUUGACAUGUCCCCAUCACUGGUACUACAUCUUUUAGUUCACUGAUGUGGGGCUUUCAGUCCCUUGAGAGGAAGGAGAAGUGGCAGUGCCUGACAGAUACCAUACCAGAACAUUCUCGCCUGAGCACCACCUUCUUUCUCUGCCAGACUGGCUCCUAACUACCAGCUCUGCUGCCUGAAGCAGGGUUUAGCCACAGCAGCAGAGCCUUGGUACAGGCUUAUUUUGGUUCUCUGGCCUCAAGGGCAGGACCUCCAUGCUGUUCUUAUGUGCAGAAGAGGGGACUAACCAAGAUGGUCAUCUUGAUCCAAUCAUUGCUCUAAUUCAAGUUAGCCAUGAGGUCCUUGUAGGCCAAGCACAACUGUUCUCCCAUUAGUGAUUACCACUUGAGAGUGGCUAGGAGACUGCUGGCAGAAUGCCUGAGAUAAUGCUGUGGGAGUCCAUCCAGCGCUCUGAGAGCCCUUAGGCCACGCUCAGACCCUGAGAAGGCCCCAGCUAGUCCUUGCUGCCAGAAUGGUUCUUCUGGCCUGGCCCGUGAACGAGAUCCUAACAUGGGGGUUUUUGGUGGUGGCGGUGGUGGUGGUGGCGAGGAAACCAGACACAGUGGGUGACAGUGGGACACUUCCUGAAGUCAGGGCUGGGCUCUGUCCUGGUUGCCCAUAUCCUGUGUCUGUAACCUCCCAACUUAAGCCACAGCAGAAAAACAAUAGUGAUACAUCUGAUACCAACGGAUGUAACAAGAGCUGAUUGUGGACUAGGUCCUGUGUGAAUGCUUCACAUUCUCACAGCAGCCCUAUGAUAUUGGGGACAUUUAUGUCACUUGCCCAGCUGGUAAGAGAAGGAACCAGGAGGCUUUGGAAUCAGUGUGCUUGGAGUCUGUGCUCCUAUCCUCUAUGGCUAUCCCGCCUUCCUGAAUGUGCUGAGUGGGAAGAAGCUUCAAGAUCUGACCUCCAUCCCAGGAAGGUGAAGCAAGAAGGGACAGGUGUAAGGAAGGCGACUUGCGUAAGGUCUUACCCCAGAGGACAAGAACCAGGUUCUGCCCACAUACCUAAACCCCUUCCUCCAGCCCCCAAACCUUUCACAGUGUUUCGGCUGUACAAAAGCAACAGUGACAGCAAACCUCUUAAGUACAGGUUGGGACAGAGUCCCUCCCAGCUGCUCAGGGAAUCCUGAUGUCCAGAGCAGUCCGGGUGGGGAGUGGGGUGUGUGUGGUCACAGCCUCGAUUCCUGCUCCUCAGGAAUCCUGCUCCUUGGUGCUCAGGGACGUGGCCUGCCUUGCUUCCCUGUCCUCCAAAGUGAGGGAGAUGGUUCUGGAUAGGUGGGAAGGUUGGGUUAUUUUAAUUUUCCUUUUUUUCCAGCAAGGCCUAUGAUUAUUACAUUAAUCUUCCAGGCGAAGUUUUUACGACUUAUCCCUCGCUAACUAUGAGAAGUUUCUCCAUCCAUUACCAAAAGGGAAACAGACCCUGGUGAGGAGGAAUAUAUUUGUUACAUCUUAUCAGGCUGACACACAAUCUACCAACAAUUACAGCAGCCCCAUUUUUUGCACUAUUUCAGCUCUGGCGUGAAAAAUUGUUGUAAUAGUAAAGUGAGGCAGGGUGGGGGUGGGUCAUAGGAAGUGGCUGUAUGUUCCAAGCUCUGAGCCCAAGCUUUCUUGGGUGCCACCCAGCAAACUGAUUGGUGGGCGGGAGGAGAGCGAGUGUUUGCAUGUAAAUCCCAGCUCCCUGUUCCUGUGCUGAUGGCUCUGUGUGAGAGCUGGAAGGAUAGACAGCACUCCUGGCCCUCGCUGGGAAGCCACCUUGUCCCUGCCUUCAUUUUCUCAGCCCAAAUACCUUCUUACCAACACACCUCGUAGGUUGCACCCCCUAGAUUGGCUCAUUGGAUAUUUUGUUUUUUAGGGCUAAACAAAUGAUAGAGUCACACCAGAGAGUGACUUCUUGGUUAUCAAACCUUUCUCAACCAUUUUUCUAAUAAAAUGGAGCUGCACAAUGAUGAGA
Molecule: messenger RNA, 4603 nt
Organism: Rhinolophus ferrumequinum (greater horseshoe bat)
Lineage: Eukaryota; Metazoa; Chordata; Mammalia; Chiroptera; Rhinolophidae
Gene: RUVBL1
Product: RuvB like AAA ATPase 1
Exons: 11
Coding region: 97-1530 (477 amino acids)
Biological process (GO): regulation of transcription by RNA polymerase II; chromatin remodeling; box C/D snoRNP assembly
Cellular component (GO): Swr1 complex; NuA4 histone acetyltransferase complex; Ino80 complex
Molecular function (GO): DNA helicase activity; ATP binding; ATP hydrolysis activity
Source: RefSeq, a predicted model, not a curated record